Molecule: messenger RNA, 3318 nt
Organism: Eurytemora carolleeae
Lineage: Eukaryota; Metazoa; Arthropoda; Copepoda; Calanoida; Temoridae
Product: cytosolic carboxypeptidase-like protein 5
Exons: 3
Coding region: 63-2747 (894 amino acids)
Biological process (GO): proteolysis
Molecular function (GO): zinc ion binding; metallocarboxypeptidase activity
Source: RefSeq, a predicted model, not a curated record
AUGUAAUAUGUCUUUUCAGAUAAAAAGUUGCUAAAACAUGUUAUUGUUUACAUAGUUGAAGAAUGACAGGCGACGAGUUUAAUGUUGCCGGUUUCAAGUUCACAACUAACUUUGACUCUGGUAACCUUGCUAGGGUUGAGCUACUAGAUGCAGAACCCAGAGAGGAAUGUGUCACAGACGUGAACCCUCGGCCCUCUACCUCCACUCUACACCAAAGAUGUGUUGGAGCAGAGACUCCGGACUAUGAGUUCCAACUGUGGACUAGAACGGAUUGUCAGAAUACGGAGUUUGAGAAUGGGAAUAGAACCUGGUUCUAUUUUGGACUGGAGGAAGGACCCCCCGGAGCAGUAAUCAGGUUCACUUUGAUGAACCUGAAUAAGCAGUCCAAGCUGUUCAGUCAAGGGAUGUGUCCUGUCUAUCUGGCUCCUGGAAAAUCUCAAUGGGAGAGAAUUCGAGAUCCGCCAACCUACGAAACCGUGGAACAUAAUUUCCGGAUGAGUUUCAAGUUCAGAAAUCCUGAAACUAGAACUGGCACAACAUAUUUCGCUUUCACAUAUCCCUACACUUACAAGGAGCUUCAGACCAACCUUGAUAAACUCUACCGGAAACAUGGAAACGGAAUGAAAUCCUUCACAGAGUUAAGUUCACUUCCGUCAGGAGCUGUUUACUUCCACAGGGAGAAUGUUAUCCGAAGUCUAGAGAAGAGACGGAUGGAUUUACUGACUAUAUCAGGGAUGAAUGGUAUACUGGAGGAGAAGGAGGUGACCUUGUCCAAUCUGUUCCUCGAGGAGUCGGAUAACCGUCCCUACAUGUUUGAGGGAAAGAAAACUGUGUUUAUUAGUGCCAGAGUUCAUCCCGGAGAAACCUGCUCUUCUCAUGUUAUGAACGGAUUGCUCAGGUUUCUACUACGGGAGAAUGAUGUUCGAGCUGCAGUUUUGAGAAAAAAAUACGUUUUCAAGUUGGUUCCUAUGCUUAACCCUGACGGGGUCUUUAAUGGACACUACAGGACGGAUACUCGUGGAGUAAAUCUGAACCGUGUUUACGGCAAUCCAUCAAUCUUAUUACAUCCAACAAUCUACGCAGCCAGGAAACUAGUCCUCUACGCACACCUUGGCAGAGAUGUUGAGGAGGAAACCUCUAAUCAUCCAUCUCCGCCCCUUCCCACUCCGAGCCCUCUGAAAGAUACAACUGUCCAUAAUGAUAUAAUUUGUUCUGAUUCUGAGAGUGUUAAAGACGCUGACAGUAACUUUACCUGGGAGGUGCCAACUCGGAGAAAUAAAUCAAACCGAACCUCGUCCUCAUCAACUCGUAGCUCUAGUUCAAAUUUCCCAACCCUCUCUCCGUUCAAACAUGAUUAUGGUUCACAGUGGUAUGAGAUGACGGAGAAUAGUAGAUGCUCGGAGGGGGAUGAGAGUAUUGCAGAUUUCUCCGUGACCAGCCAUACUGUAUCCCCUAGCAAGAAUGUGCACGGGUUGCAUGUGGAGGAAUCUGUUAGUUUUGAUUUCCUCCCCCCCGCUAAACUUGAACAGGGUUCCAGGACUGAUUUUCUCGGCGCUUUUAACACCUCGGUAAAUCCAAACAAUUUGAAAUCAGAAGGAAGUUCUAAGGACAAUACUGAUUUGCUGAACUUUGAUGCUGGGCCCACGUUUCCUAGAGAACAUGGAGAUUCCGGUUUGUUCAUGUACCUAGAUAUUCAUGGACACGCGUCUAAACGAGGAAUUUUUAUUUAUGGAAACCAUUUCAGCAAUAUUGAAACCAAGGUGAAUGCACUUCUCUUCCCAAAGUUAAUGUCGAUAAACAGCGCAAACUUUGAUUUCCCUGCUUGCAACUUUUCUCAACGGAACAUGAUACUGAAGGAUCGACACACCGGAGCAGGACGGGAGGGAUCAGGUAGGGUUAGUGUGUACAGAGCUACAGGAAUCACAUACUGCUAUACGCUGGAGUGUAAUUUCAACACUGGUAGGUUCACAAACAACAUUCCAAUGGCGAGUAGGGAUGGAGGAAGAGCUUCUCCUCCGCCCAUCUAUGAUAUACCACCUAAAUACAGUCCGACAACCUUCGAGGAUACAGGGAAAAGUUUAGCUGUCUCAAUACUCGAUCUCACGGAAUCGAAUCCAUGGACUCGUCUCACCUGCUCGUCAUCGAAGAAUUUAAAAGGAGUUCGGAAUUCUGUGCGGAACUAUAUAAAAAGUGCGGAAGCAGAGAUUGCCAAUAAACUAAAGUCUUCUAAAGCGUCUCCGAUUAGAACCCGGCUCCGGAAUAUGACAGGUUUAAAAAAGUCCGCGGUCAAGCAGUUAAAACUCUCGGUUAAAUCUCCCAGUAGUCCGGAGGGUUCCAGAUCUCUGUCCAAAAUUCCAAGAAAAAUUUUGUCGACAAAAAAUUCUCAAUCGGCGGCGGGAAAGUUGAGUCGCCAGUUAUCCUCUAGUUCUGUUAGUCGCUCAGUAGAGACCCCUUCCAAGCGUCCUCGUCCUGGAUCCUCUAAAGUUAUGAAGUCCGGUCUCCUGGACUCAUCUAAACCUGGAUCCAAGCCUGCAUUAAAUCCUGGAUCCAAAUCGAACUCCCGAGCAUCUUCUCCGAGGCAAAAUAAAACCGAAUCUAGGAACUCAAAGCUGUCAAAAGGAAAAGGGCAGAAAAAGUUGAUAAAACGAUCCAGCAUCAAGGGCCAGGGUCUGGAGACUAGUCCUAUCCAAACCUUAACACCGACACAGGUUAAGAAGAUAAAGAAGAAAAUAAUUCCAAAAUCUUAAAGGAUUUUUUUAAUGUUUUUAUGUGUGGGUUACAAAUGUUUCAGGAGACCAAAAAUUUUGGGGAAAAGGAAAAGAGAUUUUAAUACGUUGAAGUUCAUUUUUCUAUUUCGCUUUUUUAUUUUACCCAAACUUGCCGUUUUUAGUUUGAUUUUGUUUUAAUUUUGUAUUUUUUUACAUUUAAGCAUUGGAUUAGUGGAUUCAGAAGAACUCUAAAUUCUCCAAUUCUGUUGACAAUUUACAUUAUGCAAAAUUUACAUUGUUAUUUCAUUAUAAAACGUUCUUCUCGUCAAUCAUUUCUUUGAGCUUUCUGAAUAUAGAUUAAAUCUUUCAGAUUUUACAUAUCAUGGAGUUAUUUAUGCUUUAUAUGUAACAUUUACUUGUUAACAUUGUAAUUAUAAAAUCAAUGUUGUAAUGCAGCUCCCUCGUAACAGAUUCGAAAGAAAUUAUUAAGUUUUAUAAAAUGAUCAUGCCAACUGUGCACCCUGGAUCCUCUGAUCCACUAGUAAAAUAUCUCCGUAGAUUAGUAUUAUCGUGCACCCUGGAGCUAAGGUUAAUUUAUAAUAAUUUCAGA